Aureobasidium melanogenum CBS 110374 is the source of this 861-nucleotide messenger RNA. Its product is annotated as serine/threonine kinase. The coding region runs from base 1 to 861 and encodes 286 amino acids. Lineage: Eukaryota; Fungi; Ascomycota; Dothideomycetes; Dothideales; Saccotheciaceae. Gene Ontology annotation, biological process: protein phosphorylation. Gene Ontology annotation, molecular function: ATP binding; protein kinase activity. The record is from RefSeq and is a predicted model, not a curated record. The transcript has a single exon.
AUGAACACCACUACUGGUGAACUCUUGGCAGUGAAGCAGGUUGAAGUCAACCCCAAGACCUCGAAUGCAGAUCCGCAAAAGAUCCGUGAAAUGGUCAAGGCAUUAGACUCUGAGAUUGACACCAUGCAACACCUGGAUCACAUGAAUAUCGUCCAAUAUCUCGGAUGCGAACGCAAAGAAUAUUCAAUCAGUAUCUUUCUCGAGUACAUUUCUGGUGGCAGUAUUGGCAGCUGCCUACGCAAACACGGCAAAUUCGAAGAAUCAGUCGUCAGCAGUUUAACCCGACAGACCCUUGACGGAUUGGCAUAUCUGCAUCGCGAAGGUAUUCUGCACCGCGACCUCAAAGCUGACAACAUCCUUCUCGACCUUGACGGCACAUGCAAGAUCUCAGACUUUGGAAUCUCCAAGCGCAGCCCUAACCCUUACAACAACGACAUCACCAACAGCAUGCAAGGCAGUGUGUUCUGGAUGGCGCCCGAAGUCAUCCGCGCCCAGUCUCAAGGGAGCAGCUCAAGCGGCACUACUGAGUCUCAAGGUUAUAGCGCAAAGGUCGAUAUCUGGUCACUAGGCUGUGUGGUCUUGGAGAUGUUUGCUGGUCGCCGUCCUUGGAGCAAGGAAGAGGCUAUUGGCGCAAUCUUCAAGCUCGGCAGUCUCAAUCAAGCCCCACCCAUCCCUGAGGAUGUAAGCAGUGUUGUUGGACCUGCGGCUUUGAGCUUCAUGUAUGACUGCUUCACCAUCGACCCUGCCGAUCGCCCAACAGCCGAGACCUUGCUCCGCGCACCCUUCUGCUUCCACGAUCUUCACUACAAUUUCUUUGACACAGAACUAUACGCUAAGAUUCAAGGAGCCUUUGGUCCUUAG